Messenger RNA from Stegodyphus dumicola, 5156 nucleotides. RefSeq names its product Pleckstrin homology and RUN domain containing M1 (gene Plekhm1). The record is from RefSeq and is a predicted model, not a curated record. NCBI's taxonomy places the organism in Eukaryota, Metazoa, Arthropoda, Arachnida, Araneae, Eresidae.
AGGAAUGAUGUGAAAUAUUGAAUGGAAGCAAUCUGUCAGUGCUUCGUUUUUUUUUUUUUUUUUUUGGUCCCAGAAGUUGCACUACUAAACUCGCUGGGGUGAUUUAUUUUUGUUGUAGUUUACAAACAAACAUCACUGAGACAAUGGAUUUGUUAUGGAAGAAAGCAGCAUUGCCUACAAUUGAAGAUUUUGCUAAAGAUCUCAUGGUUAAGAAAAAUUUGACUGCUGAGUUGGGUCGAACUAUACGUGUACUUCAAGAGGAAAAUUUAGGUAAAGCUAUUAUUAUUGACGACGAAGAAUGCGUAAAUAAUUUUUGUUAUGCUUUGGAGGCAAUAUUCAUACAUGGCUUGAAGUAUAAAUUGUCAGCUAAAGUAUCUUCUGUAUUCGGAAACAACAGUGAAAAAAUGCCGGAACCUGAGUUCUGGUCAGUUGUGUGCGAUUUUAGUCACAAAAAUGUUAUUCUUGAUAUAAAAAAUCUUAGUCAGAUUACUACUGAUGUUGGCCGAAGUCGAGCUUGGUUACGAAUAGCUUUGAACGAUGGUUUGAUAGUUAGCUAUGUUAGUGCUAUGCUGUCUGAUAAAUCUAAAUUACAGAGAUAUUUUACUCCUAAUGCAUAUUUAAGAGAUGAGGAACAAUCAGAUAUCAUGAAACAAUUGUUGGAGGGUACGAAUGUAUUUCAUUUUGAGUUGUCUUGCAAUAAUAGUGCUCUAAAUGUGUGGAGUUGUUGUCCUUUGACUCUUGCCGAUCUUUGGACACCUCCUGUAUCUGCACAACCUGUAAUGCCAGCGGUAGACGUGAUUGACUUUUUCACUGACCAAAAAAAUGUGAUCAAAAACUCUUCAAAAAAUUCUUCCCCCAGUUUGAAAACAAAGACAGAAGCUGUUGCAGCACGUACAGAUAUUACUGUUGCACAUUCUUCUCAACAAUUUUUUUCAGAAUCAGACUCACAAGAGAUGCAAAAAAGUACGGAGCUUGAAGAAACAAAUAAUUUAAAAUCUCUUACUGAUUGGGAAGAUGUAACUAAUCUCAGUGAAAAAAACGGCGAGAACAACAGUUCACAUAAUGCCGAAAAUAUUCUGAACGAGGAAGGUAUAGCAGAUGAGUUAUCUGCUCUGAAGAACUUAGAGGUAUCUGACAUUCAUAAUUUAGAUGAGACAAGCUCUAAGAUCUCCUCUUCCGAUUCUGUUCCUGAUUUUGGCUUAGAAAUUAUUGAAAAUAUUGCUGAAUCAAGUCAUGUUGGCUCUAUGGGUAACAAGCUGAAUGAAAAGUCUGGUUGGUCAUCUGAAUUUGAUUAUGAAAGCAUUCAGAGAGAUUGUGAAGCUGACCAAAGUUAUGAUUCAUUGCUGCAAAGCUAUAACAAAAAUCUGAGUAAAGUAGUAAUUGGAACACCAGAACUGGCUGAAACAUUCUCUUCUGUUAUGGAGACAUCUGAAGAUAGUAGUUGCAAUGAUUUCUCAUCUGACACUAGAUCUCCAAACCUAGAUUUUGAAAUAAUUCCUCUGUAUUAUUCUGCUGAACAUGCUGACCAAGAAACCAAAGAUCUCAUGUCCCUUGUAGGUAAGAUUUGUCCUGAACAAGGUUUGGAUACACAGAAUUUUCAAUGUCGAGCCUGUGGGCGUCCCAUCGGCCUUGUCUAUGGUAAAGCAAGACUGUGUUACUAUGAUGGUUACAAUUAUUGUUAUGAAUGUCAUGAAAAUGAUGAAGACUUUAUUCCUGCUCGAAUAGUCCACAACUGGGAUUUUAAACAAUAUCCUGUUUCAAAACGUGCAAAAGGUUUACUGUCUAGGAUAGUUAAAAAUCCUAUGCUGGAUAUUAAAAUUCUCAAUCCUGUCAUAUACACUGCUGUUGAGGAAAUGGCUCAAGUACAGUUGUUGAGGACACAGUUAACAUUUUUGCGUUCAUAUAUAUUUACUUGCAAAGGAUCAGUUGCCGAAGACUUGAGAAUGAGACUUUGGCCACGAGAAUAUUUAUAUGAGCAUGUGCAUCUGUAUUCCAUUUCUGAUCUGUUAGAAAUUCCAUCAGGUACACUUGCUUCAACUUUGCAAAAAGCUAUUGCUUUUGCAAAGAAGCACGUAUCAGGUUGCCAGCUUUGCCUUCUGAAAGGAUUUAUAUGUGAAGUAUGCAAAAAUCCAAAAGCCAUUUAUCCAUUUGAUGUUGAAUCAACAUAUCACUGUGAAAAAUGCUUAGCAGUUUAUCAUGCACAUUGCAUGGAUGCAAAUAAGUACUGCCCAAAGUGUAUGCGGCGAAUUAAAAGACAACAGCAAUUAGAAUCAACAUCACCUAAUUAAAAGAGUUUAUAAUGCAUCUAUUAAAUCAAAGAGUAUCUGUAAUUACACAUGCAUAUCUAUUUUAUUUGUCUAAGUUGUGUUCAAAUUUUUAAUGCAAGAUACUAAAAGUUUUAUGUGUUCAUUAAUAGUUGAAAAAAAUUAUUUUUUUUUAAUUUUUAAAUGUAAAUUCAUGAUAUCAUUUAAGAAAUAUUAGAAUUAAUAAUUAUAGCAUUAUUCUGUUUUUAAUUCAUUCAUUAAAAAUUAUAUUGAAGUAGAAAUCAUAAACUUGCAUUUUACUUACCAUUUAAAUAUCUUGAAUUUCAGAAAAGAAAAGGUUAAAUACAAUACCCACUGCUUAUAAAUAUCACUUCCAUUCCAAGCAUAUUUGAGAUUAAUAAACAGGGAUUUCAAUAUUGCAAGUGAGGAUAUCAACUUUGAAUUUAUUUAGUAAGACAAUAAGUAAUAUAUAAAUUAUUAAUUAAAUAUUUAUUUAUUAUUAUCUAUUUGCCAAACUUGGAAAUUCAUCUUUCUUUCUUUUCUUCUUUUCUUCUUCUUUCUCUCUCUCUCUCUCUCUUUUUUUUUUUAAUUUUUUAAUUACAUACCUGAUGAAAUUUAAACUUUUUCAAAGAAUUUUGCAUUGGUUAUCAACAGUCCUUUCAGUUGUAUUUUCAGUUCAUAAAACUGUUCGUAGCUUUUUUAAUUACCACCUAUCAAUUAAAGAGUUCUUAAAAUUUGCAGUACUUUUUCCAAUUCAGCUGAGGAUGGCAUGUAGUGACCUUUUUCCAUAUCAAUCUCACUGUCACUUUCAGUUUCUGUAGCUCUUUUAACACUUUCUAUAAUAUUUGUAGUCAGCAUUUUCACAUGCUAUCUCUAUAUAGUCAUCAGUUGUGAGAAAUUCUGAAAACAAAUCUUCGUAAUUUCCCUCACUGAUGUUCGAAAUAAUAGAAACAGUUUGUAAUUCCUCUGUGGCAUCUUCCAAAUAAAAACCACAUUUUCUAAAGCAAUGUCUAACUGUGUUUUGGGAGAAUGCUUACCAUGCAUUGACAAUAAAGUGCAUACCUCUAGCAAAUUUAUUGACUUAGUUAUCUUCAAAGUGCUUACGUUUUCACAAGAUUGAAUUUUGUUUAUCUUUUUUUGAGUGACACCUAUUUUGUAAUUAUAUUUGAAAGAUUUUAUAAUAUCUGGGUCUAGUGACUGAAUCCCAUUUUAAAAGGAAAUCAGUAAAAAUACUGCUUGUCAUGAGUUCUUGUUAUCAUGGUAAGUUAAACGUAAAUUCUUGACUCCUCGUAAACUCGUACUCUUUUCAAUAAUCACUGGUAUCUUUUUAACUGUUGCAUCGGUACUGCACAUUAAUAACACAGUAACAGUAAUUUUUUUUUUUAUUUUAUUUUUUUAUUUCUUAAAAAACCUGCUGCGUUUAACAUUCAAACAUUAAUGCAUGCUCUGCUAAUGCUCUGUACAACAGAGCAGUUUCAUCUGUGCUAUAAAUUUUGUGUGGGCUAUAUUUUUUGGAAACCUGGCUAUUUCUCUGCCCCUUGCUUUACACCAUGUAAUUUCUGGUAAACAAUGUCAUUUAUCUCUUUAUAUCUUGUGAGCUAUCCAUCAAUUAUUGCAAAAUUUCCCCGUAACGUUUUAGCAAAUUCUACAGCUUUUGUGGUCAAAAGAGCUCUAGAAAUUAGAGUAUUUUUUAGUCUUAUAACUUAAAAUUAUUCUAGAAGAGCAAUUUCAAUGUCUCUCUCAUUGCACUUCCUUGAGACAUUUGUAUUUUUUACUACCUCUUUAUCAAUUGUAUUUCUUUGUGUAGGUAAAUUGUACAAUGUAGUUUAAGAAAUUUCCAUUUUAAAAGCUGCUUCUCUUUGACUGCAUUUACCUAAUGCAUCAUUAUCUUUUAGCAAUUUAUCUUUUUCUUUCAAGUUUAAAUCAUCUAAGCAUUUAUAACAUGUUACAUGUCACACACUAGCAAAUGAAAAGUGUUUCUUCCAGUGAUUUUUUUCAAAUACAAAAUUCCCAUUUCUUGCUAGCAGGAAGAUUGUAUUGUCAUAUCCACUUGUCACUUUUUGGUUAUUACAGGUGUAAUCAAUAUUUUCUUUUCUUUUUUCUUUCUUCUACAAUUAUCACUCCUCUUUUCUAAUCAAAAGACUGAUAAUGCAAGGAAGUACUUUAUAAUGCUUUCUGAGAACAUGCUGUAAACUUAAUGUGUGUAUCCUUGUCCAUUCCCUAUCAGUUACUGUUUGAGAAAGAGAACCAGUGCUCACUUAAACACCAGUUUACUUAAUCCUGGGAAAUACUCAUUCAUUUAAAUCAAAGAACUUGUUUCCAAUGCCUCUGGAAGUGAUCUUAAGAUAAAGGUAUUUUGUACCUCUUACACCUAGUCUGGACAGAGAGAUUUGCAAACACUAUCUGACAGGAACUAGGGAAGUGUAUCCAGCAUCCCAGGGGGACUUAGUUCUGACUACACUGGCCAAAAUUUCCACUAUAUCCAUUUUAUUGAAGCACUAUGUAACUGAAAGAUUAAUGACUAAACUACAAAUAGCUUUUUUAUGGCCACAAACAGUUUAUUCUAGAUCUGAAUAAUCAGACUUUUUACCAGUUUGAGUUUUAUAAGCGAUAGAGGUGUGUUUAAUAAAUGGGGAUUUUUCUAUUGAAUAGUAUAUAUUUAUUCUGGUUCCUGGAAAUUUGAAUUCAAUAAGCAACUUAGUGUAUUAAUCAGUGAAUUAAAUAAGUGGUGGGCAUUGUAUUCAUGUACUUUAUUAAAACGCUUUGGGGACAACAUAUUUUUUAAUCAGAACUGAAUAUAAUUUUGUAUAAAUCUAAUAUUUUUAAUAAUGUAUACUUAGAACUAAAAACAAUUUUAUUAAUGCAUAAAUCUAAUGUUUUUGUUUUAAAAUG